Messenger RNA from Haliotis rufescens (red abalone), 560 nucleotides. RefSeq names its product creatine transporter-like. Gene Ontology annotation, cellular component: membrane. Gene Ontology annotation, biological process: sodium ion transmembrane transport. The record is from RefSeq and is a predicted model, not a curated record. The coding region runs from base 1 to 510 and encodes 169 amino acids. Lineage: Eukaryota; Metazoa; Mollusca; Gastropoda; Lepetellida; Haliotidae. The transcript has 5 exons.
AUGAUACGCAAAGUCCUCAGCAUCAGCUCAGGACUGGAUCAGCUGGGAGGCAUCAAGUGGGAACUGGCUCUGUGUCUCCUUGUGACAUGGAUUUUCAUAUUCGGCUCUCUGGCGAAAGGUAUCAAGACAAUUGGAAAGGUUGUGUACGUGACGGCGACGCUGCCAUAUGCUUUCCUCUUCAUUCUGCUUGUCCGUGGCCUGACUUUACCAGGUGGACCGCAAGGCAUUCUGUUCUACAUUACCCCAGAUUUCAGCAAAUUACUGGACGUUCAGGUGUGGGUAGGGGCGUGCGUUCAGGUAUUCUUCUCACUGGGGCCGGGAUAUGGAGGCCUUAUAUCAAUGGCUAGCUACAACACCUUCCACAGCAACUGUUUAAGGAACGCACUCAUCUGUACAUUGGUGUGUGGGGGAUCAAGCUUGUUUGCUGGAUUAAUUGUAUUCUCGUUUCUUGGAUCCAUGGCUCACGAAGCCAACGUCCCCAUCACAGAUGUUUUGUCAUCAGGUGGGUGAGAUUUAAUAUGAGGAUAUUUUAUCAAUUUAUCAAUUUCGACUUGAUGCAA